This is a messenger RNA of Durusdinium trenchii, 3079 nucleotides long. Lineage: Eukaryota; Dinophyceae; Suessiales; Symbiodiniaceae. The record is from the annotation of a GenBank genome assembly.
AUGUCUCGAGAGACUUUGGAGUACAGGCCUGCUCAUUCUUGCGCUACACUAGCCAACGGAAUUUUGAUGGCAGAGCACGGGGACCAUGCAGCCGUGUCGCCAUCUCUUGAAGAACAGAUCAAAGCAUUUUUGCUGAUUAAUAUGCUGAAUUCGUGGUUUGCAUCCCAGGAACGGAUCCGUGCUGCUCAGGAAAGACUCUCUGCUUUGGGGUUAGAUAGUCACCUUGGGCUGCCUGAGGCUCAUCCAGCAGGCUACCAUUGCUUAGAAGGGUACCGUGCCCCAUAUAUUGCUCGCAGUGAUGGUCAUUUUGUGGCUGGUCAAGCAGUCGCUACUUUGGAGAGUUCGCAAGGUCUCACUGGCACGGAGCCUGCAGCACCAAUUACCCCUCUCGACCGGUCUGACACGGUCCAGACGGUCGAGAGCAUGGCGACCACGCCCCGUCAUGAAGGCUAUAACUCAGGUUUCCCCAGCCCACCACCAUUCGUUCUGCCCGCUACGCCGCUUGCUGAUGCAAAGGGACCUCCAGCUAUUCAGACGCAAAUACCCAAGGCGGAUUCCACGCAGGUACCAGAUGAACCUCGCGAAGCAGAGGAGCGCCAGACUCCACCCGGUGAGGGCACAUAUGUAGAGAAUGCGGAUGGUCGUUCGACUACUACAAUCCAGACUACAGUCGAGAAGGGGGGAGGUGACAAGCUGAAGGAACUUCUGAAGAGGCAUGGGGAGUUUGCGAAGAUCGAGGUAUCGAUCAAGAAGUGGGUGGAGAAGAAAGCUAGGAAAAUGUUGGACGCCGCUUGGGAUUGGGCGGAACGCCAUCACAAGAAACGCAAGAAUCCUGUCCACGGAGAAGAAGAGAUAGGGAUUGUGCUGGACGAUGAGUUCUUGUUCCGCACUGAGAAGGGUGAGGGCAUGAGUCAGCAAGGGGACUUUGAUUUAGAGGACCCCACAGAUUAUACUGCUGGAGAGGCAGAUGGAGCGAACAUCAGAGCUGAGUCUUCUUCCUUUAAGCUGCUGGCCCAAAUCAAGAUCGUGAUCGAGCAGCUCAAGUCCGUGCAUGAGAAGUUGAUGGAUGCUCAGCGCUCUGAUGAAGACAUUGCCGGUGAGCUCGUGAAAGGCGUGGAGCAAGGCAUUCCCGCAAAACACGCAUGCAAGAUGGCGGGGAUGGUUUCGAGAAAACUCAAAAAACAUGGCAUUGCAGACACUGAACUUUCUUUGUUGGCGGAGCCAAAGAAUGUCAAAGUCUCGCACGGCUGUCGCCGGCUUCACGCUUUUGCUGCAAAGACUGGGCGCCGUCUGCCAGUGGAAGUUGUACUAGUGCCCACGAUUGUGCGCAGGAUCUCCAAAGCCAGAGUUCGUGAAGUGGACUAUGACUACCCGACCUUGCCGCUUUCCGCGUGGAUGGAAACCGCAUUCAGCUUUGGUGGUCACUUCUUUCUUGGUGGGAGAAGCACGGAUCAUUUCGCCGAGUUUUCCAACAUCCUGAGGGAUUGGUGGUUGAGUUACAAAGCGGUAGACCCCAACUUGCCAUUUUACAAAGAUUUUCCAGAAGAUGCCUAUGGGUUUUCAUUCCCAAUUGCAAUUCAUGGAGAUGAGGGCCGAGGCCGCUACAAGCGGCCAAUUAUGAUUUUCAGCUAUCAGCCGGUCAUCACCAACUUUGAUGGCAAAGCCAAUUUGAAGGGGGCAACAUACACCAACCGCCUCUUGUAUGCAGCUGUUCCAUCGGCUAUGUACGCCAAGAACGACAAGACUUUUGAUGGAUUGUUUGACGCGCUUGUGCAAGACUUCAAUAGAUUGUACGAAGGGGGCUUUGAAGUUGCCAUCAAUGGUCAGCCAGUGAGAUUGAGACCCGUGUACGUUGGAUUGAAAGGUGAUUGGCCAUUCCUCAGGAAGAUCGCAAAACUGAAGCCAGGUUUCCAAGCUAGAAAUCCCCGGAAGUGUCACCUUUGUGACGUACAAGAGUGGUGGAACAUGUCACCUGAUGGACCUUUGCGCAGCUUAUCUGUUGGGUACAUCAAUCCGUCACCUUUCAAGGCCAAUUGCUAUCUUCCUUUGUCCAACAUCCCCGGGGGCACGGAACCAUCCCGAAUCCAAACGGAUCCUACUCACACCUAUCACAUAGGUUAUGGGAAAGAUGAGAACGCCAGCGCAUUGAUGGUUUUAGUGAAGAUCGGUCACUUUGGGCAAAGGGGUACUGUUGAUGCAAAGUUGGAGAGGGCUUUUGAACGCUAUGCCACUUGGUGUAAGACCAACCGCAAGCAUACCAGCAUUUCCUACUUCAACAAAUUGCAGUUCAAGAUUCAGCAAAGGACUGGUGCAUACCCCUCUGGUGGCGGUAAAGGCCACGAUACAGCCAUCUUGGGAUCCUGGCUGGAAGUUGAGCUUUCUUCAGCAUCCGUGGCCUCAGUCGAUCACCCCUUGUCAGAAGUCCUUGAAGUGGUGAAAUAUAUGAACCGGGCAAGUGGCAGCUUCUGGAGGACGCUCUAUGCCAAUGGGUUCUUCCUAUCUCCCGAUGUGGCAACAACAGCCAUCAGUGCAGGUUGGGCCAUGGUGGAAGCAUACGCUUGCCUGAGUUCACUGACGGCUAGUCUACGACUACGGUUGUUCAAGUGCAGGCCGAAGCUGCACAUGAUGGGCCAUAUACUGCUUGACCUCUCGCACCAACUCACUACCGCGAAUCGUGCUUUGAAUCCAACCGUUUGGAUGUGUUGGGGCGAUGAGGAUUUUAUUGGUAAAAUCAGUAGAUCCUCACGCCAUCAGCACAGCCUUACCACCCCUCAGAGAACAAUCGAGGUCUCACUUCUGAGUUACCACCGAUACUGGAAGGAGUGCUUCCGCUGAGGUCCCUUGCGAGAAAAGCUUGGCCCAGCGCAUCGAUGCCAGUCGUAGGUGUGUGCAUAAGUGUGAGCAGGCGGUCAGGAGAUGAAUGACUUGAGAGGUGGUAUGAGCACUUUUUAGUGGUUAGAUACACUUUUUGGAGGUUGGUAGCGUUUUUAGUUUUGAGCGUUUUUUUUUGUAUCGAAGGGAUGUACAGGCUAAUUAUGUUCUAUAGCUUUACAUUGGUCUUGAGGGUUUUUUCAGGUAC